AUGUCUCUCAAUCUUGACACGAAUCCGCCCAACGGAGGCAGAGACAACGCCUCUCUCCUGUCCCCUAUUGGAUACGACGACGAUGCAGCAUCCCUCCAUUCUCGAAGCGACCAAGACACCGAUAGCGACGAUGACCAGCUCAUCUCUCGCGCAAGAAAUAGCCGCGAACUCCGCGCCCACGAUCGCAUUGUAUUGAUGGAAGAGGAGGAGACGGACAAGCUGGUCACCGACACCCGCAAGAGGCAAGAACGAGAGCGUCGCGGAUCUGGACUGGCCGUCCCCAACCCGCUGAAAAUGUUUGGCCGGCGCCCUGGCUCUUCCCGGGGUCUAGAUCCCAAUAGCUCGACUGAAGACCUGGUAUCCGAAAAGAGGAUCGCCAGGCGCACGAGGAGACAGAAGAAGCGCGAGCGGUUGCUGGACGAUGCGCAGCAUGGCGAGGACGGAGAGCUGAUGUACGAGAUGGAGGAGGGAGGUAUGAAGGAAGGCAGCUCGACCGGAGAAAGCAGCGAGAGGGACGACAGCGACGAGAUGGAUAGGCUACAUCUCAACAUGAUGGCCGACGCAAAAGCCCAGCGAAGACGGAGUUGGCGUCGAUGGGUGUUCAUUCACAGCCUCAUCGCCAUCGGUUUCGCAAUCCUGAUCCUGAUCGCCUGGAAGCUGUCGAACAACCGAAAGAGAGUACAGCCCAAGAUGCAAGCGAUGGUGAGCAAUGGCACUGCGCUCUUUGCGCCCACCACCAUCAUCAUCAGCCUGGACGGCUUCCGCGCCGACUUCCUCCAGCGCGGCCUCACCCCCAGACUAAACGCCUUUGUCAAAGAGGGCGUCUCGCCAAAGUGGAUGCAUCCAUCAUUCCCGUCAGUGACCUUUCCGAACCACUACACGCUCGCGACUGGACUGUAUCCUGAGAGUCACGGCAUCGUUGGAAACACCUUCUGGGACCCCGAGCUUGGAGCUGAGUUCUACUACACCGACCCUGCGCGAAGCCUCGACCCCAAGUGGUGGGGUGGAGUGCCUUUCUGGGUGACUGCUGAGGAGCAGGGAGUCCGGAGUGCCAUUCACAUGUGGCCUGGCAGCGAGGCGCAUGUUUUGCAUACGGAGCCGAGCAUAAUGGACAAGUUCAGCCGAGAGGACACUCUCGAUGGCAAGGUUGCCAGAAUCUUCGAAUUCUUGGACAUGCCAGGCCUGGAGGACAAGUCGGUCGACUUCAAGGAUACACGCCCUCAGUUGAUUGCGGCCUAUGUCCCCCAUGUUGAUUCCGAUGGACACAAAUACGGCCCAAACAGCACCGAAAUCCGCGAGACUAUUACCAAGGUGGACACGAUGAUGGAUCAGAUCUUUAUGGGCCUAGAUGAGCGCAACUUGACCGAUAUUGUCAAUGUCAUCGUCGUCUCGGAUCAUGGCAUGGCGACCACGGACAUCACCAGGCUGAUCCAGCUCGAGGAUCUUAUCGACACCAGCAAAAUUGAGCACAUUGAUGGCUGGCCGCUGUACGGUCUCCGUCCCAAAAACCUCGAGGAUUUGCAAGGUCUGUAUGACGAGCUUGUAGAGCAUUCAAAGUCAAAUACCCACUUCGAAGUUUACCUUCGUGACGUCAACAUGCCUGAGCGGUAUCACUUCACCAAGGACAAUCGUAUCGCGCCUCUGUGGAUUGUCCCUGAGACGGGAUGGGCGAUUGUCACCGAGGAUGAGUUUAAUGUCAAGGAAGGACUAGAGAAGGGACUGAUCUACCAUCCUGUUGGCCUGCAUGGGUAUGAUCAUGAGCACCCGUUGAUGCGGGCCAUCUUCAUUGCUCGGGGCCCUGCGUUCCCCCACCCGGCAAACAGCCAGGUCGAUGUCUUCCAAAAUAUAGAGGUAUACAACCUGCUGUGCGACUCAAUCGGCCUCGAGCCACACCCGAACAACGGAACCUUGCGGUUGCCGCUGAAGCCCAUCGGACUCCACAACCCCGAGGAGUCGCCCGAUGUACCGGCAGAUCCCGCGGCUUCAAAUAAACCAGAAGAGUCGAAGAAGCUGGAGCAACCAGCGGUCCAUGAGGAGCCUACACAGCCGGCGCGGCCGACCUUGCCUGUUGCGCCCUCACAACCAGCUCGCCCGACGGCACCCGAGAAACCAACGGAGCCGGCAAAGCCUACCAAGGUGGCAGAGCCGACCAAACCAGCAGAGCCGACCAAACCGGCAGAGCCUACCAAGCCUGCCGCCAAACCGACAUCUGGUAGUGAUGAUAAAGGUGACGGUGACGACGACGACGACGACGACAAGAACUGGUGGGAUUGGCUGACCGACAAGGUGGACAAGGCAUGGCACAAGAUCACGGGAUCAGGCUCUGAUUGA
This is a messenger RNA of Ilyonectria robusta, 2331 nucleotides long. Its product is annotated as alkaline-phosphatase-like protein. Bases 1 to 2331 code for a protein of 776 amino acids. Gene Ontology annotation, biological process: nucleoside triphosphate metabolic process. Gene Ontology annotation, molecular function: ribonucleoside triphosphate phosphatase activity; nucleoside triphosphate diphosphatase activity. The transcript has 2 exons. NCBI's taxonomy places the organism in Eukaryota, Fungi, Ascomycota, Sordariomycetes, Hypocreales, Nectriaceae. The record is from RefSeq and is a predicted model, not a curated record.